Molecule: messenger RNA, 5985 nt
Organism: Nycticebus coucang (slow loris)
Lineage: Eukaryota; Metazoa; Chordata; Mammalia; Primates; Lorisidae
Gene: PRKAG3
Product: protein kinase AMP-activated non-catalytic subunit gamma 3
Exons: 14
Coding region: 197-1684 (495 amino acids)
Source: RefSeq, a predicted model, not a curated record
UCGAGAUUCUGAGGCCGCCAGCCCCCAGGCUGCUGGGCUGGUGCAGCUGCUCAGGCAGCCUCUCCCUCCUGCUGCCUGACACCCAAUCAGAGAGAAACCGAUCUGGGCCAGGCAGGGCGCCAGGGGCCAGGCCCAGAAUAGUGCUGCCCAGCCACAGUGUUGCACACUUGCUCUCCAUUGGGCUGGGGCUGGCCACAUGGAGCCGAACCUAGAGCAUACACUGGACAGGACAUUCUUAUCCCCACAGACCCCCUCCUGGAGCAGCCUCGGGGGGCCUGAGCAUCAAGAGAUGAGCUUCUUAGAGCAAGAGGACAGCACCUCAUGGCCACCACCAGCUGUGAUCACUAGCUCAGAAAGAAUCCAUGGGAAACGGAGGGUCAAGGCCUCCAGAUGGAUGAGGCAGGAGGCCGUGGAGGAAGGGGAGCCGCUGGGUCUAGAAGCAGGUCCUCAGGCCAGCCCAGCUGCUGAAUCCUCUGGGCUGGAAGCCACAUUCCCCAAGGCCACACCCUUGGCCCAAGUUGCUGUCUUGGCUGGAGUGGGCAUUUCACCAACAGGGGACUUCCUCCCUCCAGACUGUUCAGCCUCAGUGGUGGGUUCCAGCACAGAUGAUGCGGAGCUGGCCACAGAGUUCUCAGCCACAGAGACCUGGGGGUGUGAGUUAGAAGGCCUGGUGGAAGAGAAGCCUGCUCCAUGCCCAUCGCCACAGGCCCCAUUACCCAAGCUGGGCUGGGAUGACGAGCUGCAGAAGCCCGGGGCCCAAGUCUACAUGCGCUUCAUGCAGGAGCACAACUGCUACGAUGCCAUGGCAACCAGCUCCAAGCUGGUCAUCUUUGACACCACGCUAGAGAUCAAGAAGGCCUUCUUUGCCAUGGUGGCCAAUGGUGUGCGGGCAGCACCUCUGUGGAACAGCGAGAAGCAGAGCUUUGUGGGGAUGCUGACCAUCACAGACUUCAUCUUGGUGCUGCAUCGCUACUAUAGGUCCCCGCUGGUCCAGAUCUAUGAAAUUGAAGAACAUAAGAUCGAGACCUGGCGGGAAAUUUACCUGCAAGGCUGCUUCAAGCCUCUGGUCUCCAUAUCUCCCAGUGACAGCCUGUUUGAAGCUGUCUAUACUCUCAUCAAGAACCGGAUCCAUCGCCUGCCUGUCCUGGACCCAGUCUCAGGCGAUGUACUUCACAUCCUCACACACAAGCGGCUGCUCAAGUUCCUGCACAUUUUUGGUUCCCUGCUGCCCCGGCCCUCUUUCCUCUACCGCACUAUCCAAGAUUUGGGCAUUGGCACAUUCCGAGACUUGGCAGUGGUACUGGAGACAGCUCCCAUCCUGACAGCACUGGACAUCUUUGUGGACCGGCGUGUGUCUGCGCUGCCUGUGGUCAAUGAAUGUGGUCAGGUCGUGGGCCUCUACUCCCGCUUUGAUGUGAUUCACCUGGCUGCACAGAAAACCUAUAACCACCUAGACAUGAGUGUGGGAGAAGCCCUGAGACAGAGGACAGUGUGUCUGGAGGGAGUCCUUUCCUGCCAGCCCCAUGACAGCUUGGGGGAAGUGAUCGACAGGAUUGUGCGGGAGCAGGUACACCGGCUGGUGCUAGUGGACGAGACUCAGCAUCUCCUGGGCGUGGUCUCCCUCUCCGACAUCCUUCAGGCGAUUGUGCUCAGCCCUGCUGGAAUCGAUGCCCUCAGUGCCUGAGAAUGUUCUGGUCCUCGCUCCCAGGCCACCUCCACACUCGGAAGCCAAUGAAGCCAGUGAAGGGAACUGGGGGCUGGCCUUCAUCUUUCCCUUACCCCUCUGCCGGUUCAGGUCUGGUUCAGACUUCUCCAGCCCUCCCUAACUGCCCCUGCCAUGCCCAUGCUCCCAGAAGCCCUUGGGUUUGCCAGUGCACUGCGUGAUGACAACAUUAAGGAGAACAGCCUGAAAGUCUCUACACUGGAGGCACUGGGAUUACCCGUGUGCCUGUGCCCACACACACCCCUUUACCCCACCUGAGUCAAGACUGAUCCCAGUGGGGAAGGGAGCUCACAGCCCUCAGGCUAGUCAGGUUCCAAGUUCCUGGCUUCUGGAUUCCCAGCUUCUGGACUGCAUAGCGCUUGAGCCACUACCUUCCUGGGAGUUCCAGCUGUUCUUGAGUUAUGGGAAACCUUAGUGGUCCCCACAGCUUUGCCACUGUCCUCCUGCUGUCCUGGCAUUAUCCUUUCAGCACUGCUGGGGUCACCAUGGAGCAGAAGUUAUUUGCAGAACUACCUGUUAGAGUGGGGUCCUCUUUCUUUUCUUACACAGAGAACUCAUUAGCAUUCAUCAGUGCAUCAUGUCCUCAGUCCCCAGUGAUGGACAGCCUUCUAUGAAACCAAAAGAACAAUCUAUGAACUUGGAUUUUAUAGAUUUCACUAAAAAAAAAAAAAAAGCUACGGUCAUUUAACCUGAACUUGAGCCAAGAUCCCUGUGCUUUCUGAAUUCAAAGGCAUGAAGGAAAUUUGGCAAAAGCUGCAAAUGGCAUGUGUUUUGUGCAUAGAGUAUUACUCUACUAAAAUUUCUUUUUUUAUCUUUUAUUUACAAUGAAACCAUAAAGAAAACAGUAAUUAAUUAAUACUUAUGUAGUAGGUACAACUCAGUCUACAAACUCCAAUCUGGAAGAAACAUAACUUUAUUUCUUCUGACACUGAAUGGAAUUUCUAUUAGGAACCCCAUUUUACCAGGUGAUAGAAUUGAAUAUUGGUCACUUUGGGGUCUCCCCCUGACAUUUUUUUUUUUUUUUUGAGACAGUCUUAAGCUGUCACCCUGGGUAGAGUGCCAUGCGUCAUAGCUCACAGCAACCUCCAACUCUUAGGCUCAAGCUAUCCUCUUGCCUCAGUUUUUUUUUCUAUUUUUAGUAGAGACAGGGUCUCACUUUUUGCUCAGGCUGGUUUCAAACCUGUGAACUCAAGCUAUCUACCUGACUUGGCUUCACAGACUGCCAGGAUUACAGGUGUGAGCCACCGCACCCAGCCAUUCCCCCUGACCUUUCACUUGGGGUAAGCUUAGUGGGGGGUGGGGGAGACUUUAAGUAGUAUAAGACUUUGUUCCCCAGCCAUCAUUAUCCAUUUAAGCCAGCACCUGCUAAAACAUCCAAGUCCCCAUCUGGUCAUCAGCUGGUUGUUCUCCUUCAUUCCCACAAAGCCUCUUCAGGCCUGCCCAUGCUUGGGACAUGCAGAACAUUUUAGCUCCUAGCCCUGCACCUUUCUGGCCUUCAGGAGGCUACAUAGGGUUCCAGUGGCCUGUUCUACCCUGCAGCUUGCUGUUUUCCUCAGCUCUAUCCAGGAAACAUGGGGGCCAGGGUGCUUCUAUAACCGCCAAACCUUUUUGGGGUUUUGUCAUACUCCCCUCUCUCUUCAGACUCAGUCCCCCUCUCUAGUUCAUUUUCUCAAGGGCCCCAGAAAUGCCUAUAGUCUCUGUCCCCAAGCCCUCACCAGCUUAUGGAAUGUUUGCCAGGAGGAAAAGAGGGGGCCUUUAGUCUCUAACCCAGCAGUUCUCAACCAGUGGGUCAUGACCCCUUUGGGGGUUGAAUGACCCUUUCACAGGGUCGCCUAAAUACAUCCUGCAUAUCAGCUAUUUAUAUUACCAUUCAUAACAGUAGCAAAAUUACAGUUAUGAAGUAGCAACAAAAAUAAUUUUAUAGUUGGGGGUCACCACAACACGAGGAACUGUAUUAAAGGGUUGUGGCAUUAGGAAGGUUGAGAACCACUGCCCCAUUAUAUACUCUUCCAAACCCACUGUAUAUGUCCUGAGUUCUUGCCACCCACCCUGAGGAUGAGGCUUUUGAAAUCCUAAAACCAACAUUCGCUUCUGCUGGCACAUUCUUUUCUGUGGCAACGAGCAUGGCGUGUCUAUCUGAAUGUGAGGGAAGAGGGAGGUCUCUAAAAUGUGACCCCAUACCUUUACUCCAUAGAGACUUUUGUACUUGAUGGGUCAGGCAGUAAAUGAAGGUAUUUUCUCACUAGACAUUUUACCAAAACCUGAGGGUCAGUGUUGUUUCAGCUCUGGCCCUACCCAGGAAGGUCCAUGUCUUGAGCCCAAGACAGAAGAUGGGAGAGGGGUGAUCACGGGUUCUAGGGAGAAUCUCUUUAGUGACAGUGCCCUUGGGGAGUCUAGGGCAGGUGACUCUGGCCACAGCCAGUUCUGGGCAAGUGUAACAGGUCAGUCCUUUAAGGCUGUGCCUCUGGGUGGCUCUGCAUGAGAAAGACUUAUAGCCAUAGCAGCAAAGGCUCAGGGCCAGCAGCCUGAGAAAGGCACUCUUGUUCCCCUUGGGUCUUCCUGAGAGCAGGUAUGUCCCUACCCGUCUGGGCAUCAUCCUGAGGACCUGGCAGCUCUCCCCCUUGGGUUCUUCUGUGAGAGACCAUCCCACCCUCACUGCCUCAGAUCCUCCUCUGGUCACAGCUUGGCCCUCAGCCCCUGGCCUAGCCCUUUCACCAUCAUGGUAGCUGGACAAGGGGCACAGAACUGCCACAGGGGCAGCGACUGCCUCCACUCUAGCUCAGAAUACUAGAAGGGUCCUGUGUACGCCCGUCUUGCUGUCCCCUUUUUCUGACUUUGCCCCUCCUCAAACUUCCGUGGCAUCCUUUGCCUUCUUGUCUCUCUUCUCACAGCCCUCUCUGUAGUUCUCAGCCCUGGAUGUGCGUCAGGCUCACCAGGGAAGCUUUGUAAAGUGCAGAGUCCAGGGUCCCAUUCCUAGAGAUGCUAAUUUCCAGAUUUGGGUCGGGACCUGGGCAACUGUAUUGAUUUUCUAUAAAAGCUAGAGACAUUAGGUGGCACCUGUGGAUCAAAGGAGUAGGGCGCCAGCCCCAUAUGCCAGCGGUGGUAGGUUCAAACCCAGCCCCGGCCAAAAGCUGCAAAAAAAAAAAAAAAAAAAAAAGCUAGAGACAUGACUGAUAACACAUGAUAAGCAUGUAACUGUGCUGAGAAAUGCAGAUCCUCAUUCUCCCAGUAAAGUCAUUCAUCACAUUAGUGGGUUUGUCUAUUAUUUAAUCAUGACUAAGGUCUGCAACAAGUUCUGCCUAAGAGUAGCAGAACAGUAUCGAAGAUACCAGAAUCCGUGACCAUUCACACUCCCCUCCCAAAUAUCCUUAAAUCCAGAAAUAUUCAGUAUAAUGUCAUGUAUGUCUCUUCCAUGAUAGCAAUUGUUAAAGUUUUCAUUUGGCACACAUAUUAAAACUAGAGUCAUAAAUAAUGACCUGGAAAUAGAUUACUAUUACCAGGACAAAAUGCAUUCAGAGCUGAAACUUCCAUAGACCAUGAGUGUGUAGACAGCCAGGUGGUGGGCACCUGUAGUCCCAGCUACUCAGGAGGCUGAGGCAAGAGGAUCGCUCGAGCCCAAGAGUUUGAGGUUGUUGUGACCUGUGAUGCCAGGGCACUCUACAAAGGAUAUCAAAGUGAGACUCUGUCUCAAAAAAAAUAAAAAAAAAGAAAGAAAGAAAAAUAAAAAGGGGAGUAUCUGCUGUGCUAAAUCAAUGAUUCUAAAUCUAUUUUUCUUCUUCUUUCCCUGUAGAGGAGAUAAGGGGCUAUCAGGGGUCUCACAGUGACAUCCCUUUGCUGUGACUCUCAGGAGCCCUGAGACUCUCAGACCCUGGGAGUGUGCCCCAUCACUGGGCACUGAUAGACUUUGCGCCAACCCUCAAUCAGGACUGAUGUUCUUCAGCCUCCAGAGAGAAAACUGGAAGGAAAGGACCCCACACUAUGACACAUCCUUCCUAGUGUUAUUAUGUGUUUAAAUGAAUGAAUCACUGUCAAAAAAAGUAACCUUUUCCUUUUCUUCCUUUUUUUUUUUUUCUUUUAAGGUAGUCUCACUCUGUCACCCUGGUAGAGUGCUCACAGCAACCUCAAACUCUUGGGCUCAAGUGAUCCUCUUGUCCCAGCCUCCUGAGUAGCUGAGACUACAGGUGCCUGUCACAAUGCCUGCUAGUUUUUUUCUAUUUUUAGUAGAGAUGGGGUCUCACUCUUGCUCAGGCUGGUCUCGAACU